This is a messenger RNA of Corylus avellana, 2102 nucleotides long. RefSeq names its product IQ-domain 3 (gene IQD3). Lineage: Eukaryota; Viridiplantae; Streptophyta; Magnoliopsida; Fagales; Betulaceae. Gene Ontology annotation, molecular function: protein binding. The record is from RefSeq and is a predicted model, not a curated record.
ACAAAAACAGCAAGUUGUGUUGUUGCUGUUGUUGUUGCGGUUGAUGUUACACUCAUGGCCGUUGGUAAAAUCUUAAAAUAGAAACCACAGCCUAUCGGCCCCACCUUCCUCCACCCUCCAAGCUGUUAUUGUUCCAACCCCACAGUUGAAGUUUUCUGCGGGAAGAUCUGGUCCCCCUUUUCCUCCUCUUCUCCCUCUCUCUCUCUCUCUGCCUGUCUCUUUCUCUCGCUCUUUGUUCACAGAACACGCGUGUUCAUCAUCAAUUCCUUUGAAUAUUUUUGUUUUUUGUCACAAAGAGAGAGAGUUCAUUAAUUCUCAGAGAUCUGGGGACUGGGAACUCCAUGCAGAGCCAGAGGUAAAUGACUAGAGAAUGGGGAAGAAAGGGGGCUGGUUUUCUGCCGUGAAGAAAGCUCUCAGUGCAGAACCCAAGGAAAGGAAAGAUCAGAAAACCCAUAAAUCAAAGAAGACUUGGUUUGGGAAGACCAAGACCAAGACCAAGACCAAGAAAUCUGAAGAAACUGCAUUAGCUAUUCCUGCUCCUCCCCAUCCCAUUGAAGAUGUGAGGUCAAUCGAAGCCGAAAAUGAACAGAACAAGCAUGCUUACUCUGUGGCAAUUGCCACUACUGUGGCAGCAGAGGCAGCUGUUGCCGCCGCUCAGGCUGCGGCGGAGGUUGUUCGUCUCACUACCGUUUCACAUUACUCUGGAAAAUCAGAGGAGGAAAUUGCAGCUAUCAAGAUUCAGACUGCAUUCCGAGGAUACUUGGCGAGGAGGGCAUUGCGGGCUUUGAGGGGAUUGGUGAGAUUGAAAUCUUUGAUACAAGGGCAAUCUGUCAAACGCCAAGCAGCUAGCACAUUAAGAUGCAUGCAGACUCUUGCUCGUGUGCAGUCUCAGAUUCGUUCAAGGAGAAUAAGAAUGUCGGAGGAGAACCAGGCUCUCCAGCGACAGCUCCAACAAAGAUGUGAGAAAGAGCUUGAGAAAUUGAGAACUUCUAUGGCAGAAGACUGGAAUGAUAGCACGCAGUCUAAGGAGCAAGUCGAUGCAAAACUACAGAGCAGGCAAGAAGCUGCUAUACGAAGAGAAAGGGCAUUGGCGUAUGCAUUCUCGCAUCAGCAAAUGUGGAAGAACUCUUCAAAAUCUGCAAAUCCAACAUUUAUGGAUCCAAACAAUCCUCAUUGGGGUUGGAGUUGGUUAGAGCGAUGGAUGGCGGCCCGACCGUGGGAGAGUCGAAGCGCGAUGGAUCAUAGUGACCGUACCUCUGCAAAGAGCGCUGCAAGCCGUGCCAUCUCUGUUGGAGAAAUCACCAAAGCUUAUUCUCGCCGCGAUGUUAACCAAGAUAAUAAUAAGCCUUCGCCUACAGGCCAAAAAUCGAGCCGACCUCCUAGUCGCCAAUCUCCUUCAACUCCCCCUUCUAAGGCACCAUCUUCAGGAUCGGUAACUGGGAGACGAAAGCCACGAAACUCCAUGGGGAGUGGCUGGAGUGGGGAUUAUGACUCGAGGAGUAUGCUUAGCGCCCAGUCAGAGCGCUGGCGUAGGCAUAGCAUUGAAAAUUCAUCAGUGAGAGAUGAUGAGAGCCUUGCUACCUCACCUUCAGUUCCAAGUUACAUGGCAUCAACACAAUCAGCAAAGGCCAAGUCCCGGCUGCCAAGUCCAUUAGGGUUAGAGAAAAAUGGGACGCCAGAGAAGGGAUUGGCGGUUUCUGUAAAGAAACGUCUCUCGUUUUCUGCUUCCCCGGCUGGACCGAGAAGGCAUUCUAGUCCUGCUGAUAUGUACACUAGCUCCAUUAAGGACAGUGAUGUGCAUACAGAGGAUAAAAGUAAACAAUGAGUGAGGAGACAAUGAAGUUGUGAGUUUACCAGUGCAAAUGAAGAAAAGUAAAUAAAAGAGGGUUACUAGUGUUGUUCUCACUCGACAUCUUUUUCUUCUUCUGGACAACUGCUCUUGUAAGAAAACGUUUGUGUAUCAUGCAUGGGAUUGGUUUGGGGAUGAUAUAGUUUAUGGGAACAAUGUUUGAUACCUUGUGUUGUGGUCUUGUGGGGAUUGCUUCUCUUUAUUCAUUUUGCUUCUCUCAUUUAUUUAGUGGGGUUCUUUAGAUUCUGGCUCA